UACUUCUAAUAAUCCAUGUCAUUUUAUAUUCACUCAUAUUUUUUUCAGUAUUCUGAUGCUCUAGACCUGUGUGUAGAACAUAACGUUUGGAUUACAGAAGAAUUAGCAGAAAAGUUCACACUGCCUAAGGAUGAAUCGGCUCGUAACCAAAUAUUAGAAAAAGUGGCGGAGUGUGCUUACGCCCAGGAAAAUUAUAAACUAGCUACUAAGAAAUUCACUCAAGCUGGAAAUAAGGUCAAGGCAAUGAAAUGCUUGCUGAAGUCUGGAGACACAGAAAGAAUUGUGUACUUUGCUAAUGUUUGUCGUCAACGAGAAAUAUAUAUCAUGGCUGCAAAUUACUUACAAAGUUUGGACUGGCGUAAAGAGCCAGACAUUAUGGGAAAUAUAAUUCAGUUUUAUUCCAGAGCAAAAGCCAUGGUUUUGUUGGCUGGUUUCUAUGAUUCAUGUGCUCAGGUUGAAAUUGAUGAGUUCCAGAAUUAUGAGAAAGCAACAGGAGCCUUAAAUGAAGCUUUCAAAGUUUUGACAAACACCAAUGAUACCCAGGCUCAGGAGAAACUACCCUCUAUUCAGUACAAACUGGAGAAGGUUAAGCAGUUCCUUAAUAUUAAAAGAAUGUUUGCAACAGAUGGAGAGUCAUCCAUUAGUGAGCUUCAGGAAUUAUUGGCUGAUCCAAAUAUUGAAGUUGCAGUGAGACAAGGGGACAUAUAUGCUACUAUAAUUGAGUAUUAUGCUGCUCACAACAACAUGAAGUCAGCAGUGAAUGUUUUGCAAGAGAUGAAAACCAAAUUACCUAAGGUGGGUUAAUAUACAGUACAGUGGACCCCCGCAUAACGAUAUUAAUUCAUUCAUGAGAGCUCAUUGUUAUGCGAAAUU
Messenger RNA from Cherax quadricarinatus, 873 nucleotides. The record is from RefSeq and is a predicted model, not a curated record. NCBI's taxonomy places the organism in Eukaryota, Metazoa, Arthropoda, Malacostraca, Decapoda, Parastacidae.